Messenger RNA from Aspergillus alliaceus, 1605 nucleotides. RefSeq names its product amino acid transporter. NCBI's taxonomy places the organism in Eukaryota, Fungi, Ascomycota, Eurotiomycetes, Eurotiales, Aspergillaceae. Gene Ontology annotation, cellular component: membrane. Gene Ontology annotation, biological process: transmembrane transport. The record is from RefSeq and is a predicted model, not a curated record. Gene Ontology annotation, molecular function: transmembrane transporter activity. The transcript has 5 exons. The coding region runs from base 1 to 1605 and encodes 534 amino acids.
AUGGAGACUGAAACCCCUCACCAGCAUGACCUACCGAAGGAGCAAGUCGUAACUGGCCUCCAGCAGAUGGAGCUCAAUUCCGGUAGCGAUAAACCAGACGACCCAGAUGGAACGAGCUAUGACAAGGGAGACAUGGGCCGCAUGGGCAAGGCUCAGCAAUUUAAAAGGAAUAUCCGGCCUCUCGCAGCUGUCAGCUUUUCUGCGGUGCUGCAAGCUACUUGGGAAUAUAUUAUGCUUUCUGACUACGAAGGGUUGCAGAACGGUGGUCUGGCAGGAGUGCUGUGGUCCUACGUAUGGACUACAAUUGGUUUUGGAUUCAUUAUCGUCUCUUUGGCUGAGAUGGCCUCUAUGGCUCCCACCUCUGGUGGACAAUACCACUGGGUCUCGGAAUUUGCAUCUCCGCGUUACCAGAAGUUUUUGAGCUAUAUCACCGGAUGGAUGUCCGUUCUUGCCUGGCAGGCAGGAACCGCGUCAGGGGCAUUUUUGACGGGCACAAUCAUUCAAGGUCUUAUCAGCGUGCGUAGCCCAACAUAUGAGCCCCAGGGAUGGCAGGGAACUUUGUUUGUAUUUGCGAUGAUUCUGCUAGCUUACGGCUUCAAUAUCUACUGGUCCGAUCUCAUGGUUCGUAUGCAAAACAUUCUGCUUGCGACUCACAUCCUCUGCUGGGUAGUGGUAAUAGUUGCUCUCUGGGUUCUGUCUCCCCUACAGUCGGCAGAGGCAGUGUUCACUAAGUUCGAGAAUGGUGGUGGAUGGUCUUCCAUGGGGCUAAGCUUGAUGAUCGGUCAGAUCUCAGCAAUCUAUGGCUGCCUUAGCUCAGAUGCCACUGCCCACAUGUCUGAGGAGAUCAAGGAUGCCGGUCGCUACGUCCCGAUUGCUAUCACCUGGUCUUUUUUUGGGAAUACCAUCCUUGCCCUAGUUUCUCUAAUUACCAUGCUUUUUGCGACACCCUCGGUAGAGGACGCUCUAGACGACAGCAGUGGCUUUCCUUUGAUCUAUGUGUUCAAGCAAGCUACAAACGUCAAUGGGGUAAAUGGACUUAUGGCUAUCAUUCUAAUUCCCGUCAUUCUCAGCAAUAUUCUGUUCAACGCCUCCACCGCUCGCCAGACCUUUUCUUUCGCCCGGGACAAGGGCCUCCCUUUCUCCAACUGGAUGGCUAAGGUUGACAAAAAGCGUAAGCUCCCUGUCAACUCUGUCAUCAUUACCUGUGUCAUCAGUUCUCUCCUAGCUCUGAUCAAUAUUGGCUCCGAGACCGCGUUCAACGCCAUUAUCUCACUGAAUGUUGCGGCUCUGAUGUAUUCUUACUCUAUCUCGAUGAGCUGCCUCAUCUGGCGCAAGUUAUACCACCCUGAGACACUACCACAGGGACGAUGGAGUCUUGGAAGGUACGGUAUCAUUAUGAAUAUCAUCGGCUGGCUCUAUGUUCUUUUCGCCUUGUUCUGGUCCUUCUGGCCCCAGACAACACCAACCAACCCGGAGACUUUCAACUGGAGUGUUCUUAUCUUCUGUGGAGUCCUUAUUCUCAGUCUUGCCAUGUACUUUUUGAAAGGCCGGUAUGAGUAUGAUGGACCUGUGGUGGAUGUCAGGAAGUGUGAAGGUGACAUUUAA